Messenger RNA from Apus apus (common swift), 1346 nucleotides. RefSeq names its product LIM homeobox transcription factor 1-alpha-like. Gene Ontology annotation, molecular function: RNA polymerase II transcription regulatory region sequence-specific DNA binding; DNA-binding transcription factor activity, RNA polymerase II-specific. The record is from RefSeq and is a predicted model, not a curated record. Gene Ontology annotation, biological process: regulation of transcription by RNA polymerase II; neuron differentiation. The transcript is spliced from 8 exons. Lineage: Eukaryota; Metazoa; Chordata; Aves; Apodiformes; Apodidae. The coding region runs from base 1 to 1161 and encodes 386 amino acids. Gene Ontology annotation, cellular component: nucleus.
AUGAAGACGGAAGAGGCUCCGUCCUGCCUGCAGCAGGCGACGCCGCUCCUGGGAUUCGGUCCAGAUUCCAAGAUGAGGGAAGUCUGUGCUGGUUGUGACACCCCCAUCUCCGACCGGUUCCUCUUGAGGGUCAACGAACGUUCUUGGCACGAAGGUUGCGUGAAAUGCACCGUGUGUCUCCAGCCCCUCUCUGGGACCUGCUACUGGCGCAACAGGCAGCUCUACUGCAAACAUGACUAUGAGAAGCUGUUCCAGACCAAGUGCAGCAGCUGCCUCAAGGCCAUUGCUCCCUCUGAGCUGAUCAUGAGGGUCCUGGAGAACGUCUACCACGUCCAGUGCUUCUCCUGCUGCGAGUGUGAGCGGCGCCUGCAGCGAGGAGAUGAGUUUGUCCUCAAGGAGGGGCAGCUGCUCUGCCGAAGUGACUACGAGAAGGAGAAGGAGAUGCUGAGCUCCAUCAGCCCAGCACCCACCGAGUCUGUGAAAAGUGAGGAUGAAGAGGGUGGCCACCCACAGGGCAAGGGCAGCGAGGACAGCAAAGACCACAAACGCUCCAAGCGCCCGCGCACCAUCCUGACCACCCAGCAGCGUCGGGCCUUCAAGGCUUCCUUUGAGGUGUCCUCCAAGCCUUGCAGAAAGGUAAGAGAGACCUUGGCAGCUGAGACGGGCUUGACCGUGCGGGUGGUACAGGUGUGGUUCCAGAACCAAAGAGCCAAGAUGAAGAAGAUUGCUCGGAGGCAGCAGCAGCAGCAGCAGCAGCAGCAGGAGCAGGACCAACUGGGCAACCCUCGUCUGGGGACCGGGAGAGGAACCGGUCGGAGCAGCAGGCAGAGCAAUGAGGACAGUGAAGAUGGUUCAAGUGUCCAUGGCCUGGAUGGACUCAUGGUCCCCUACCCCAGGAUCCCCCAGCAGCAGCUGCUGCCCCUGGAGCAGAGCAGCUACAGCACAGACCUCUACAGACAAGGGCUGACCCCACCCCAGCUGCCUGGAGACCAUCUGCACCCCUAUGACUCUGAAGGAGUUUUCCACGACAUGGACAACGACAGCCUGAGCCACCUGGGGGACUGCCUGAUGUCCACACCUGAAGCCAACCUUCUCCAAGCCCGUGUGGGCAACCCCAUUGACCGACUCUACUCCAUGCAGAGCUCCUACUUCACAUCCUGACCAUGGAAAAGCUUCCAGCUCUUCCCAAGGAUCUCGGAUGGAUGCUGCUUCAAACUCAGGAGGAGGAGGAGGAGGUGGAGGGAGAAGAAGCAAGACUGAGACCUUCAGAGAUGUUCCUCAAGCACUGCACGACGGAGGAGGCAACAAGGUCCCACCAGCACUAAUUCAUGGAGACUUUUCCCAGC